UCCUCUCUGUUCGUAGAUCGUCAUUCGCUCUUGUCUCGCUUCUCGUGCGGCGAUGCUGCGCCUCAGUCCACGCACUACACAUCCAUCUUAGCUAGGCGGCCGCGUUUACUGCGCCUAGAGGCAACAGCAAUUCAUGUUUUGGUUGGAUGAGAUUGCGUAGGCUUAAGAGAAUGCGAGAUGGACGGAAUUGGGAUAAUACAGCGAGGAAGGACAUAUAAGCUUGGGAGGUGCCUGGUUGAGUAUAUCAGAACAAUACAAUCAACGAAACCUCCAAUUCUCAUAAACUUACUUUCACUCACAUCACAUUUGUAUAACUCGUAUCAUCUUCACAAUGACCCUUUACUCUACAUCCAACAAGUCUAUUGAGAACGUUGAUCCUCUCAAGCAAGCUGAGCAGCCUCCGUCUUAUUCCAUCCAGCCGGAUCGCACAGAGUACCAACAACCUCAACCUCAAGAUCGAAAUGCUUCUUCUACAGCCAGGCCAACUGCCGGCGAGCGGUUUCACAAGAUCAGCUCCAAGGCUGGUUCGCCAUUGAACAAGGUCGCCAACUUGUUUGGUGCCGAGGGAUGGUGGCCUUCUACAAUGGACAAGGAGUGCAGCAAGGCUGCUCGAAUUCUUCACUCUUUCACCAGCCUCAACUCGUCUACAUCGCCCACAGAAAAAGGCCCCCUCCACCCUACCGGACUUACACGCAAGUCGAUGGUCAAAAUCCCCCCUUCUGUCCUCCAAAGCGCAGCCGGCCUAGCCAUCUUCAACGUCAUCCGUGCCGGCGCCUGCCAUAACUCACUCUCCGGUGGCUCCGGUAUAGUCAUCGCGCGACGUUCAGAUGGUACUUGGUCUCCUCCGUCUUCCUUCGUUGUAAGCAGUCUCGGUGCAGGAUUUGUCUUUGGGCUUGAUGUCUACGAUUGCGUUUGUGUUCUCAACACUCAGGAGCAAGUCGCCGCAUUCACAAAGCCUCGCGUUUCAUUCGGUGCAGAGGGAUCAGUUGCUCUAGGACCCAUCGGGACAGGUGGUAGUGUUGAGGCUGCUCUUAGCAAGACCGCUCGACCUGUAUGGAGCUACAUGAAGAGCCGCGGUUUGUGGAUGGGUGUUCAGAUCGACGGCACUAUCGUCGUGACUCGAGGCGACGCCAAUGCUACUUUCUACAAUGAACGUGGGAUCACAGCAAAGAAGAUCCUGUGUGGCGACGUUGCUUGGCCAAUGGCUGCUAAGCCUCUUUUCGAGGUCCUCCAGGCUCUUGAGGGUCGGACUGAUUAUGACCGGACUGUUGUGCAAGCAGUUGGCCAGGUCCCUCCUCCUGGCGAUAGUAUCUUGUCUGAGAAGCAGGAGAGAUACACUGAUGAGCCCCAGGUGCAAGAGACUCGAGAGCAAACACCGCCUGAGGUUGCUUCUCGUGAUGUCAAGGAGGAGCUUCCCGAUUAUGAGAUUGUGAAAAAGGACGAGGAGGAAAAGAUUGUGGACGAUGAGAAGGCCAGGCUUGCUGCAUCAGGAUACUAGUUUUGGGGGUCUUGCGCGUUUGCUUACUGGGCGUUGUUUUAUGUCAAUCUUAGCCUAGGUCUUAGUCUUCUUAUCCCUAGGUCGUGUAAUAGUUCUCCGAAGCAUUUGAUCAUAAUAUUCUCAUUUAACCCGAUAUGUAUAAAGAGAUUACGUAGUUGGGAUUGUCU
This is a messenger RNA of Fusarium oxysporum Fo47, 1665 nucleotides long. RefSeq lists its product as uncharacterized. Gene Ontology annotation, molecular function: phosphatidylinositol binding. Lineage: Eukaryota; Fungi; Ascomycota; Sordariomycetes; Hypocreales; Nectriaceae. The transcript has 2 exons. The coding region runs from base 332 to 1498 and encodes 388 amino acids. The record is from RefSeq and is a predicted model, not a curated record.